Pieris macdunnoughi is the source of this 1635-nucleotide messenger RNA. Lineage: Eukaryota; Metazoa; Arthropoda; Insecta; Lepidoptera; Pieridae. The record is from the annotation of a GenBank genome assembly.
AUGGUCCUGGAUAACAAGCAGGACGACGAUUCAGACACCAACAUGAACUCCUUAGUCAGCACAGAGUCCAUGGACACCGGAGAAGAGGAUAUGUCUCAAGUGGAUGGAUGUGGGUUAAGUGGUGCAUCUGAUGAUGACGAAGAAUGUGCAUCCUCACCAGCUGGCUCAGCAUAUGAAGAUGCUGGAGAUGUCAUCAAGAGUGCUAUGAGCGAUGAAGUCACCAAGCAACUUGCAGCUGCUGGUCCCGUGGGGAUGGCUGCUGCAGCCGCUAUAGCAUCAUCAAAGAAACGUAAGCGACCACAUUCGUUUGAAACCAACCCGUCAGUAAGGAAAAGACAUCAAAAUCGUCUACUACGAAAACUUAGACAAACCAUAGAAGAAUUCGCAACUCGCGUCGGUCAGCAGGCUGUGGUACUGGUAGCGACCCCCGGCAAACCCAACACAUCGUAUCGAGUUUUCGGUGCAAAGCCGCUAGAAGAUGUGGUGCGAAAUUUGCGCUGCAUGAUCAUGGAGGAGUUAGAGAAUGCGCUUGCACAGCAGUUCGGGCUGGGCUCGGGCCCGCAGGCGCCGCCGCCGCCACAAGAUGACCCUUCGCUGUUCGAGCUGCCGCCUCUCAUCAUCGACGGCAUCCCCACGCCCGUCGAGAAAAUGACGCAGGCGCAGCUUCGCGCCUUCAUUCCGCUCAUGCUUAAAUACUCUAUGGUUCGCGGAAAGCCUGGCUGGGGUCGUGAAUCGACGCGUCCGCCUUGGUGGCCCAAGGAUCUGCCCUGGGCCAACGUACGAAUGGAUGCGCGAUCGGAGGACGAGAAACAAAAGAUGUCAUGGACACACGCGCUCCGUCAGAUAGUGAUUAACUGCUACAAGUAUCAUGGGCGAGAAGAUCUUUUACCUGCCUUCACUGAAGAUGAUGAUGAUAAGCAUACGAGAGCGUUGUCGCCAUCUUCGUCACAAUGUAUGCCUAGUGGUAGUUGCAACUCGAGUGGUUCGGGCAAGCACAGCUCACAGCAAGCAGUGCUUACUUCGCAGCAAGUCUGCAUUGAUCAAAUGACACUCGCCGAUGUCGAUAUGUCUCAGUACGCGCCAGCAGUUCUUCAAACAAUAACAAACCCAGAUGGUUCAGUCUCGUUGAUACAAGUGGACCCUAAUAGUCCAAUCAUCACAUUGCCUGAUGGAACAACUGCGCAAGUUAUUCAUAGUACAGAUGGCGGUGCCGUGGUAAGCGGAAUGAAUGUUAGUGGCUUGGACGGUGAAGGCGUCUCUGUAGACCUCAAUGAAGCUGGACUGAAUUCUGACACGCAGAUUAUCCUCACCACUGAUGAUGGACAUGGUUACCCGGUAUCCGUGUCGGGCGUUAUAACAGUGCCGGUGUCGGCCUCAGUCUAUCAAUCAAUGGUUGCUUCAAUGCAACAGCAAGAUGGCGUCUGCGUCGCACCGCUUGUUCAGGUGGAUCAGAACGGCGAAGGUCUGGAAACGAUUUCAAUGGGCGGGGGCGUGGCUCAAGUGAUGUUGCAGCAUGGUGGGGAAGGCGGUCAAGUCUUGCAAGUACUGAGUUUAAAGGACGCGACUGCGCUCACCAAGGCCAUGCAACAGCAGCAAGUAAAGACAGAGCGCGAAGCUGUGGCGGCUGACUCCUAG